This is a messenger RNA of Thlaspi arvense, 1344 nucleotides long. NCBI's taxonomy places the organism in Eukaryota, Viridiplantae, Streptophyta, Magnoliopsida, Brassicales, Brassicaceae. The record is from the annotation of a GenBank genome assembly.
AUGGGUUUCAGUGAUGGUAAAGAUGGAUCUAAAGGAUUUGUUAAGAGAGUGGCCUCAUCUUUCUCCAUGAGGAAGAAGAAGAAUGCAACAAGUACAGGAGUCAGUGAACCAAAGCUGCUUCCAAGAUCGAAAUCAACAGGUUCUACUACUAACUACGAAUCCAUCAAGGUACCUGCAGGCGCAAAGAAGGUUUCAGAUGUCACAAUCAAAACAAGGAUCAAAUCAUCAGCUGGUGUAAUACCGUUACCAAGACGGGAAAAGAUCGAUGAUCUUGGUGUGGGUGGGACGAAGAAGAACUUUGGAAAAUGGAGAAGCUUUGAUGACAGUGAUUCGAUAUGGUUAUCUUCAGAUUGUGCAUCUCCUACUUCUCUUCUUGAGGAACGCAGAUUAUCUGUUACGUUUCGUUUCUCUGUUGAUGAGAGUGUCGUCUCUUGGUUAUCAAACCUUGCUAAUUCUUCCCUUUCUCUGAAUCACCACCAAGAAGCAAGUUCCAUUAAAGACCGUUGUAGAAUCCCAAGGAACACCAAGGAGAAUGCAGAGAGCAUGCAGAAGAAAUCUUUAAAGGAAGAUUCACCUUGUUCCCCUCCAAAUUCCAAAGUUCCUGAUCCUUCUUCUACUCAGAUUUCACAGGGCAAGAAAGUUAACUUUUCACCGAUAUCAGGUACGGAAGUUGAAACAGAGGAUUCUUCUUCCUUGGCUCAUGAGAAAAGUCUAGAGGUUUUGGAUUCUACUAGGAACAUUACUAAAGUUGAUGAGCCGCUUUUCUGGCCGUAUGAGCAAAGAUUUGACUGGACACCAGAGGAUAUCUUGAAGCAUUUCUCCAUGUCACCUCGGAGAAAGAAGCUAAUGAAUGCGAAAAUGUCUGCAGGCACCUCCCCAAGAUCCAUGAGAGCACAGCUUCUUCAGGCAAGAAAAGUCGAUCUCAAAGACGGGUGUAAGAGAAAGCUUGUGUUCAACGGUCCUGUUACAAACGCAUCCAAGAUCCCAGAGCUCAAACGAACAAUCAGCAACAAGAAAAAUGACAGCAUCAAGAACGAGCCCAUCAGGAACUGCGUGAAGAGGAACAAGAGUUUGCCGUCGAGGUUGAGAAAAUCUAGCAAAACAUCGUCAAAGGUUGUACCUAUAGAAGUGGCUGAAGAAGCGAUUGCAGCAGAAAGAGCUCAAGUGGAGAUAACAGCUAGGAAGCUCAUGAACCGCAGAAGCAAGACUAUGCUGGAAGACGAUUUCGCAUUGAUGAGUGAUUUCUCAAUAGAAAACGCAGUGGGGCUUGGCGAGUUCAAGGGUCGAGAGGGUAUAGAUUCAGACUUUAAUUCUGACACUUUCUUGUUCGAUGAUUCUCUUUGA